Messenger RNA from Podospora pseudocomata, 4649 nucleotides. RefSeq lists its product as uncharacterized. Bases 188 to 1606 code for a protein of 472 amino acids. Gene Ontology annotation, molecular function: UDP-glucose 4-epimerase activity. The record is from RefSeq and is a predicted model, not a curated record. Gene Ontology annotation, biological process: beta-D-galactose catabolic process via UDP-galactose, Leloir pathway. The transcript has 3 exons. Gene Ontology annotation, cellular component: cytosol. Lineage: Eukaryota; Fungi; Ascomycota; Sordariomycetes; Sordariales; Podosporaceae.
CGUGAUUCAUAUGUCUCAUCAGUGAGCUUUCUUCCGCAGUCACGGCAGCCCCGGUACCGUGUUUUUAAAUACCAAGCCUGACAUCCCUAUUCUGUCCUUGCAUGCUUCGUUAGCCCUAUCAAGCCUCCCAUAUAUACCAUACACACACACACACACACACACACACACACAACCAGAAGCAGCAAGCAUGUGGCCCGGGUACUCCAUCGACAACCUACCUGUUCAACCUCCCAGCGGACUUGACGACAUGGACAACGACCACUACGCAGACUCGGUGAGCUCUUCCUCGCCGUCGGACUCACCCGCCGCGAGCUCGCCGCUCACUAGUCCCGACUUGUCUGAGGAUGGCUUCGACAUUGAUCGUACCCCAUCACCACUUGGUGGUCGUGAACAAGAAGCUGGCAGCCCCAAGUUCACCCUCGUCAUCGGGGGUCUUGGGUAUAUCGGAUCACACACCGUGUUGGAGCUCCUAAGAGAGGGGCACAAUGUCAUCAUUGUCGACAACCUCAGCAACAGCUACCAGACCAUCCUGGACAGCAUCAAGACCUUGACGGCCAAGCACUGCAAGGCCAAUGGCAGGAGGAUGCCCUUGAUCCACUUCCACCGUCUUGACUAUCGCAGCCGAUCGAUGCGGUUCCUCAUCGAGAGCUACACGGACCUUGUCAUGUCGAUCGACGGCAGCGGCAGGCAGCGCAUGACGUACCAGUCCCGCAUCGAGGGGGUGAUCCACUUUGCGGCUUACAAGUCGGUCGAGGAGUCGAUACGGCGGCCGUUGCAGUACUACCAGAACAACGUCUGCGGGCUCGUAUCGCUGCUCCAGCAGCUCGACAAGUACAACAUCCACAACUUUAUCUUCAGCAGCUCGGCGACCGUGUAUGGGUCCAAGGCCAACACGGGCGAGCCGCUGCGGGAGUCGGACCUGAUCCACCACGCCGAGGAGCGGGUCGACGAGUCGACGGGCGAGCGCAUCGUGACGCAGCCGUCGGCGGUGGGCCUGUCGUGCCCCUACGCGCGGACAAAGUACUUCAGCGAAGCUAUUCUUGCAGAUGUGGCGGCCGCGAACCCGGCCUGGCGCAUCGUGGCACUGCGCUACUUCAACCCCGUUGGCUGCGACCCGUCGGGACUGCUGGGGGAGAACCCGCGGGGGGAGGCGACCAACCUGUACCCCGUGCUGACACAGGUGCUGACGGGGCAGAGGGAAAGGCUAAACGUAUUCGGCACAGAUUGGGCGACGCGGGACGGCACGGCGGUUCGAGACUACAUUCACGUCCUGGACGUGGCGCGGGGCCACAUCUCGGCGCUCGGGUGGAACGGCGAUCGGGGGGGGACAGGGUUCCGCGCCUUCAAUCUCGGGAGCGGCACGGGCACCACUGUGCUCGAAGCAGUCCGGAGCCUCGAGGCCGCAUCGAAAAGGACUGUCUCACUGGACUGGGCCGGACGAAGACCAGGAGACGUUGGCGUCUGCGUGGCGUCUACCGAGCGAGCCAGCAAGGAGCUGGGGUGGUCACCGCGGGAGAGCGUCGCCCAGUGCGCAUCAGAUCUGUGGAACUUUGUCGAGAGGACCUUGGGGCUGCAGCAGCAGCAGCAGCAGUCAGUCAAGGUGUGAUGUCCAUCCCGUCCUGUCAGGCCAAAGCAAGCCAAGCCAAAGCCAAGCCAAGCGACUGAUUCCCUUCGAGGAUGUGGUUUCGUUUCGGGGUCGGGUGGAUGUCGGUAUUUUUUUUUUCCUUUCUUCGAUGGGGUAAUAAUGCUAAUGGGUAAAAUUGGCGAUUGAUUGAUUGAUUGAUUGAUUUGAUUGAUCUGUUUGAUGGAGGGUCGGUCGCGGUGGUCGUUUGACGUUGCGGUGUUUUGGAGUCCCGGACAAGGGUCGACAGCUGAGUGAGUGGGACGCGGCACACACAUCUCUGCCCUCUGCCACCUGCCAGACCCAGGGCAACCUCAACUGACACACCUCACCUCACACACACCUGAAAAGGGCACAAACACACACACACACACACAUACACUGUUUCAUUUCAUUUUCUGUCUAAACGAGGAAAGGGAUUUGCAUUGGGAUUUCCUAGGUUUCCUAAAAAUGGCUGCGACUGUCUUUUGUUUUCUUUUGUCAUUUUUACAGUACAUUAGGCUACGGAAUAAGGAUACACAUUAUACCUACUUAGCAAAGCAAUAAAGGAAAAUGAAAUGCACAAUGCAAUUGUUCAACUCCCGUGCUCCCGUCCCAUGUCUUUUCUACACUUAUAUACGACACCUUGGCGUUGUCUUGGACUCUCUUGCGUGUGGAUCUCGCCCAGGGCUUGUCCCUUCUUGUCAUUUUCUUGUCAAGAGCUUGUAUUUUCUUCAAGAAAUGUGCCCGGUAGUGUUGGGGAAGCUUAUAUUGGACCUUCCUGGUUGCGCGUCCCCCAAGAAAUAGAGAUUAAUUGCUGUCAAUUGCUACAUGCGAACACGGCUGGCCUCGGCACAAACGGCACCGGGGAACACACUCUCCAACUUUUUUAACCAAUUACAUUUCUUCUGUUGAAAUAUUUUCCCCCUUCAACUUCUCUCCUCGACCCCUGCAGCCCUAGGCCGCUAGCUUCACAUGCCAAGCGAUCCUCCUGCAUUCAACACUUCUGUUCAAGGCCAUGAUCGUCAGCAACUGUUCGAUUUCUGCGCAGAAUACUUUGGAUAGAUUGAGCGAACGAGACCCUGACGGAGGCACGCGACCGGCCACGUCAACACAACAAAGAAAGAAAGAAAGAAAAAAAAUCUUACCUUAGCCGAGGGCUUUGGGCAUCCUCUCUGCGAUUUCAAGUAGCAUCCCUCGAGGUGGGCUGCCUUGCACUCGCACAGCUAUGGUAAUAUCAACAUCGAGAUAAGUCAGCAUGGAUACCAUACUACGACUCUGACGCUGCCGGCAGAACAGUGUAGAUGUAAGAGAGCAAACUCACGGACUUGCCCUGCAGAAACGUCGGACACCGGUCGGGCUCGCAAACACAAGCCAGACGAAAGUCAUGCUUGGGGUGUUCGUGCUUGUUGUGCUUGCCUUUGCCCUUGGCAGCUCGCAUCUCCAGCAUGUUCACGUCGGCCGGUGAGCUCGAGUGAGCCAGCACCGUCGACGAGAAGGCAGCAGCAACUGUAACAGCAACCAAUGAGAGCUUCAUGCUGGGCAAGCGAGCGAAUCAGGCCGAGGUAGCAGCAGCACUUGGGGCGAUGAGAUGAGAUGGUGGUGUGGUUUUGGACGCGCAAAUUCUGCUGCUCAAGAAAUCUUGGCUAUGAGGGUAUCAAUAUAUCCAAGCACAUCAGAGCACGACGCCAGGCACAAGGCACAGAAGACAUGUUCCCACUCUUCCGCUGCCGUGCUGCCCCUCCCAUUUCUACUGGACUGAGACCGAUUGACACAUCACUGACGAGAACUUUUGAGUGUUUAUGGCUGAGGUAAGACAAAGCUCAGCCUGGGAGCCCAAAGUUUCCGAGAAUCAACCCAUCACCUUGUGUAAUCGAACGUCGGGCGUAGUACAGCGGAACUCCGUUUUCGAUGGCACGUCAAAAUGGAAUCACGCCAACGUUUUCUUCUUGCGGCACAUCCCACCCCCCCCCUCCUCCUUCCUGGUGUAAGGUAGCCCACCGCAUCCACCCACCGACCCGAAUAUCCAACCCCCCCUGAAGCUCCCCCUGCCCCCUGUCCCCUGUCCCCUGUCCUGUCGCUUCCUCUCUCCCUGGUCCUCGGACCCUCCAACCACAGAAAGCAAAAUCGUGGAUGAACCGCGCGGCACCCCUCUCUUGCAAUUAAAGGGGUGUGAAUGAGCCAGGGGGUACAGAAGUGACCCGUCACAUUUCCCUUGCAUUUAUCCAGGAACAGAGUUGUGGAGAAAAAACAAUGAGGCGAACAUGGGGGGCGCAUUCGGCCGUGGGAACGGGAACUACGGCGAUCUGAUGGCCAUCCAACCUCACCACCUCACCUCCACUCGCCGGCCUCCACCUCCGCACACCUUACCCCAAAAUAAACCUCAUGAUCGACAUGUCUCCAAAUUCACCAACACACAUGGCGCUAUUGAAGCUCCAGCACUUCAGCCUUCCAGGUUUAAAGCAGGUUUACCCCCAGCUCAUGCAUUGCACCUCGUAAACCAAAAAGCCACUCGAAUGCUUGUUCGCCCAUCAUAAUCACCACCUCACCGAGUUUCCCGAAACCACCUCAUGGGAACCUCGGCAUCUCGACAGCCGGGCAGGCCAGGACCCGAUGCCAAUCGGUGGUGGUGACGUCUGCCCUAUGGAGCAACUGUUGACCACGUCAACAAAAAAUUGGUCAUCACACAAAGAUCUUUCCACUUGUAGCAAAAUCCUUCGGGGAGAGUUCCCCACCUCUCACAUCUCACUUUUUGUUUUCUUCAGUUGUCGUGAUUCACGGAAACAGUUUUUUCUCGCUCUCAGGUCAGACCAUUCACCUCGUCCAGUCAUCAUCAACGUCGAAAAGGGGCCCGUGAUUACACAACCUUGAGGCCGGUAACAACAGCGUAACAGCAGGAUUGGCUGAAAAAGGGCCGGUAACGAACAACGCAUACACACACACACACACACAGCAGAUGUGAAAUACGAAGAGUAGAUUGCAUCCCACACCCCAGUCAGCCCUCUUGCAGAAUGCAUGCAUACUUUAUUGUACAGACCUCAGAGCUACA